This is a messenger RNA of Mytilus trossulus (common blue mussel), 1974 nucleotides long. Its product is annotated as E3 ubiquitin-protein ligase TRIM45-like. The record is from RefSeq and is a predicted model, not a curated record. Bases 8 to 1303 code for a protein of 431 amino acids. The transcript is spliced from 7 exons. Gene Ontology annotation, molecular function: zinc ion binding; ubiquitin protein ligase activity. Lineage: Eukaryota; Metazoa; Mollusca; Bivalvia; Mytilida; Mytilidae.
CUCUGAAAUGGCACAGGUUUCGGCGAAGAAAUGUUCACUAUGUGAUGAACAGAACGGAGCAUAUUAUUGUUAUGAAUGUCAACAAGCUUUAUGCACAGCGUGUCGUAACAGACAUGGUAAGAUUCCAGCACUAAGUGGACACACAGUCGCUGAUAUUAAUACAGUAGAUCUGUCAACUGUCAACAAAAAGUCUCACUGUUUAGAACACAAGAAAGAAUUCCUGUUUUACUGUGUUAAAUGCGAUACCUUUAUUUGCAGUAAGUGCGUAACAUCUACACAUUAUACACAUCCUUUCUCAGAAAUAACUGAAAUUGUAGUAAAAGAAAGACAAAAAGCAAAAGAAAAUAUUGAAGAAUUAAAAUUGAAAAUUGAUGCAAUAUCUACCCUGCAAGAAAAAGUCAAGACAACUCACUUUGAACAACUCCAUGCUAAGAGCAAACAAUGUAUUGAACAUAUUGAAUCCGCCAGCAAAGGUCUUCAGUCCUGUAUAGAAUCGAAGAGAAGUAUCAAAACUACUGAAGUAGAGGACAAUGAAAAAAAAGAGCAAGAAAAUUUAAAAGUAUUUGUUGACAACACAGACUCAGUUCAUAAGCAAUACACACAAAUAUUAUCAGAACUGGAGAAUGUUUUGUUGGAGAAACAUGAUGUGACAUUUUAUUCAAGUUAUAGAUCAAUUGAUAGUGAUAUUCAAACAUUGGUUAAUAUACCUGAAGAACCUGAAGAAGCACAGGUACCAACUUUCAAAGAUGAAUUCUUGUAUCAAGAAGUUAAGGACUACAUGGAAUUGAAGAUUGAUAACAGCUUACAUGUAUAUCAGAGCUGUCCUAUUCAGAGGAUGAAAAUUGAAGAUUUACAGUCAGAAAACAAAAGAUACAAGGAAACUCUUCAAAGAGAGCUAGAGAUAAAAGAUGAAGAACUCAUACAGUUAUCUUUAGAUUUACAGUCAGAAAACAAAAGAUACAAGGAAACUCUUCAAAGAGAGCUAGAGAUAAAAGAUGAAGAACUCAUACAGUUAUCUUUCGUUAAGCAAUUUUUUGAGGCAAAAUACACAACCUUGAAAAAUGAAACAUACCAGAAAGAUGCAGAGAAUAAAAAGCUUGCAGACAAAGUUAAGACAUUGAACAAGGACCUGGAAAAGAAAGAUGAUGAGAUUAAAAAAAAAUCUAGAGAGAUCCAUAUUUUGAAGGAAAGAGGUCGAAUUUUGUCAUCGAAUACUCCCGGAUAUGGCUGUACUGGAUGUGGAAAGAUCUAUGGAUCAAGGGAUGACUUAGUACGCCAUAAAUCUUCAUCUGUUUGCAAAUAGUUGAUGAUCUUACUGUAAGACUCUUACAUUACCGGCAAAUAGAAGGAACUGCUUUCAAAGGACUAUCAUGAUUGUAAUUAGAAUAAAUAAGAUUGAUCAGUAAUCAUAUGAAAAAAUAUGUGCACCUUGUUUUUGGCUCUCAUGCAGCAAAGGGCAAUGUGAGCUAAUACAAACAGUUGGCAUUGCUAGGUUAUUGUCCUGCAUUCAUUGUCUGUUUGUUUGUUUCUAUAAUUUAGAUCGAAAUGAUGGUGAACUGCAUACAUUCUACAGUUUUCUUUAUGUUUUCAUUAUGAUAUGAUAUUGAAGUCAAAUAAUCAUCAGAUAUUUGGUGUUAUUAUUUUUUUUUGGUUAAUGAAUUUCGAUAUUAUAAAGAAAUUCAUUUUAAAUUUUACUAUAUACUAGAACACAUCAGCCGGAUUGACCAAAUUAAAGUUCCUGCACCUUAUUUUAAACCUGGAUUUUUAUACGACUCUAAAAUAAAAAAAAAUUUGGUUGUAUAUUGGUAUCACGUCAUUGUCGUUGUUCUCAGUUGUGUCUCAAGAUGGAUGAUUUCUGGAUAAUAACUUUAGUAUAAGUGAAUAGAAAUCAAUACAUUUUUAAAACAAGGUUUAUACCACUAAAGGAAGGUUGGAAAUAAUUUUUGGGGUUUUGGACAUUAUGGUCCCAACAGU